AUUCUCGCAAGAGUAGUGACAGAAGUGAUGGCAAGUCUGAAACAGGAUGAUACCAUCCAUCACUUAUUAACAACUUCGCUGAUUCAGCAGGUUCAUAGUACCGGAGAUAUUCACCAAGUGACUUCUAACGUUCCUAAACGAGCCAAAUUAUACGAGCAGCUGUGCGCUCGCCUUCCAUGUUGCUGCUGCUCAGUGCAGCGUUCCGCGUACUACAAUGUGGAUGAGAGGGACCUAUGCAUGCAACAGAUGCACUUUCAGAGUCACUUGUACAGUUGGCAGCAGGUCCUUCUUAUAUCUAGGUGGGCUGUGCUCAUCACAUGCACGACAGAUGUGAAGGACGCCUCGAUUGCCUUCGAAUCCCUAGAAGCUGCUUACAAUUUCGGAUUGUGCCGUCGGGCUGAGCGGUCGCUUGAAGUGAUCGAGGUCCUCGAGGAAGUGUGUAAGAGGAGCUGCUCUUAUCCAGAAGAUCGAGUGUUGGCAGUGCUUGGAAUGCUGGGCAUUGGGGUUACCACGACACUGCGCUCUGGUUUAUCAUUGUAUGACCAAAUAAAGUGGCUCUGUGGUGUUGCCCCGCCCAAAAUGAGACAUGCUCUUAUUGUCAAAAACUGUAUCGACAUGUAUCCGAGCAUGCCGGGGUCAUCUUGGAUGCCGGAUUUAUGUCGUCCUGGAACAGGAUGGAUGAGUCAGACUUUAGAAUCACCCAUAGGCGAGUGGGCCUAUGAUGUCGAGACUAACAGAGUCACUGGCAAAGCGCAGAAUCCUUUCUCAGUGAUCAUAAACAAGGUUGAGGAAAAGGAUGCUGGGCAAAUACAGUCGGAGAUGCUUUUGGAGUUGCAAGAGCAGCGUUUGGAACACGAAUUCGAUGUUUCAUGGUGGACCAUAACGUUGUCCUUUGUGCCUCCUGUAGAUCCACCUGACAAUGUGGUCACUGUUGAGGUGUUGUGUGCAGUGAAUACAAACAAGUCCGGAGAAGUCUGGGGUACUGAAUGUUGUUGGGUGAAUGGCUACAAUGGGGGAGCCCUCGAUAUUGCCGACAUAGUUGGUAGCAGUAAUCUGGAAAACUGGCAGGCCGCCAUUGCGAACCAAUCCCUUGUAGGUUUGCCUGUUAUAGAGGACCUCGUGGAGAGGGAGGGGCAGCCAUCUGCAUACGAUGUAGGUGUCCUGCUGUGCACUGGGACUGAAGAACUGUUGCACAAAGUAGGAGGAUUACUGAUAUAUUCUAGCACGGCAAGAGAGGUGGCAAGCCUCAUGUACAGGCACAGGCAAGCCAACCCUGGGGAUCAACUCGUUCAGUUGAACUGAGCUAGCUGAGAGGGUUGGCUUGCCUGUGCCUGUACAUGAGACUGAGCCGAGAUUAAACCCUAGGGAUCGACUCGUUCAGAUGAGGCACGCCUCCUCAGGAAUAUGAAUACAAUGGAUCACGACAUACACAAUGCUCUUCAUCUACCCUUAUUUCGAGGGUAUCAAGAACUAGCACUACUGGUUACUUUGUGUAACAACAGAUAUGUAUAGAGCAGAUCUUUGUUUCAGGCAAUACCAAUCAGCUAUGUCAUAUAACUGCGUUUUUCUAUUCUAUCACUUGCUCAGAAGCAUAUAAAACAUGACUUGAUCAUGCUUGUACCCA
Messenger RNA from Physcomitrium patens, 1624 nucleotides. The record is from RefSeq and is a predicted model, not a curated record. Lineage: Eukaryota; Viridiplantae; Streptophyta; Bryopsida; Funariales; Funariaceae.